Sparassis crispa is the source of this 717-nucleotide messenger RNA. RefSeq names its product Pyrimidodiazepine synthase. The record is from RefSeq and is a predicted model, not a curated record. The transcript is spliced from 5 exons. Gene Ontology annotation, cellular component: cytoplasm. The coding region runs from base 1 to 717 and encodes 238 amino acids. Lineage: Eukaryota; Fungi; Basidiomycota; Agaricomycetes; Polyporales; Sparassidaceae.
AUGCCAGAGUCAAUUACUUUGUACUCAGCGAAGGUCUGCCCCUUCGCUCACAGAGUUGAGCUCGCAUUAGAGGAAGCUCAGGCGCCAUACACCAAGUUCUAUAUCGAUCUGCAGAAUAAACCGGAGUGGUACGCUGAGCUCGUCAAUCCAGCAGCCAAGGUCCCUGCAUUGGCAUACGGUGGCCCUGCCGUUCCGCCGGACCUCCCUUCUUCAGAGUCCUUCAAACUCACAGAAUCACUCGUUCUGAUCGAGUUUGUAGCGGAUUUGUUCCCCGACGCGCACCUACUCCCGGCGGACCCCGUUCUCCGCGCCAAGACGCGCUUCUUCAUCGAUACCGUCUCCACGAAGCUCGUCUCCGCGUGGUUUCCGUUCGUGAAUGGGGUAGCGUCUGCGGAGCCCUUCCUGAACGGCGUAGAGCAGGUCGUCGCUCUCCUGCCCGAGACUGGAUUCGCCGUGGGCGUGUACUCCCUUGCGGACAUCGCUGUGACACCGUUCCUCGCACGUAUGUUUACAGCACUGAAGAACGAUCUCGGCCUAUAUCCCGUAGGUGAGGGGAAGAAGGUGUACGACAUCCUCUGUGGGCCACGCUUCGCGAGACUGCAGAAAUAUUGGCAGGACGUAAACUCUCGGUCAAAUUUCGAGGCUACCUUUGACGAAGCGCACAUCGUAGAGAAGUACACUACCAGGUUCACGAGGUCAGUUGGGGGGCAAGUGUGA